Molecule: messenger RNA, 1150 nt
Organism: Nelumbo nucifera (sacred lotus)
Lineage: Eukaryota; Viridiplantae; Streptophyta; Magnoliopsida; Proteales; Nelumbonaceae
Source: RefSeq, a predicted model, not a curated record
CGAGGACAGCCCCCUCCGAACCAAACCCGUAAGGCCGUAAACGAGAAAACGAGAGCGAUCGGAGAUGUUUCAGGAAAAUCUCUGGAUGAUGGGCGGCAACUUCUCGCCGUCGCCAUCUCCCUUCCCCUCGCCUUGGACUCGGGUUCAGGACAAGCUCUUCGAGCGGGCUCUGGUCACCUUCCCGGAAGGGACCCUGGAUCGGUGGCAGAAGAUCGCUGGACAGGUGCCCGGGAAGACGGCUUUGGAGGUUAGAGAUCACUACGAGGCUCUGGUUCACGAUGUGCAGGAGAUCGACUCGGGACGGGUGGAGGUUCCGGACUACGCGGAUAACUCGUUCACGCCGAGUUGGGCUUCCGAGUGCCAGGCGAGUCAGAUCUCAUUUGGGUCGAAGCCGCCUAGGCAGACGGAAACGGAGAGAAAGAAAGGGGUUCCCUGGACGGAGGAGGAGCACAGAAUUACCAAUUUACCAUGGAGAACGGAGAUGGGACGCCGCUGCCCGUUGGAUGAACCAGAAAACUCGAAGCCCACUGUUUUUUUGAUACAUGCGGCGGGCCUGUAGCGUGUUGGGUGUAAAGACAUAGUUGCCCAUGGACUAUAACAGACAAAUGUUGGAAACCUUUGUUUUUAAUAUGGAUAUUUUUGUCCUGGGAAUUUUACAAAGAGAAAUAUUUCCUGGGAUUAUUUAUCCAUGGCAAAGAGAAGAGGGCGCUUGGUGCAAGUGCAACAAGAAUUCAGUACCGGACAGGAAACCUCUUUUGAACUUGCCUUCUAAGCCUGGACUCUCGCUAGAAACGGCAUUAAUGGGCCCACCAAGUCAUGGCCCAUUUAGCGAAGGUGGAUGAACUGUCCAAGUCGAUGGCCCAUUGUGUCUGACAGAUAGACUUGAAGAAGGCCCAACAAGUCAUACCGUACAGCUGGCGCGCAUGCAGGUUGUUGGACUCAUUGGGUCCCACAUUUAAUCUUGUUCACGAUUCACAUUCAUGGGCUGUACUCGUGAUUGUAUGUACUGACUCCUGUCGGAGUCGGUUCUCAUUCUUUGACCGCAAUCCAUUAAUUAGAUUAAUCCUAUGUGCCCCCAUCGUUAUCUGGUUCGGGUUGAGUAAUGGAAAGAGAGGCAACAAACCCGACGCCAAAGGGAGAUUUCAACCAA